This is a messenger RNA of Paramacrobiotus metropolitanus, 1103 nucleotides long. RefSeq names its product probable inactive tRNA-specific adenosine deaminase-like protein 3. Gene Ontology annotation, cellular component: cytoplasm; nucleus. The record is from RefSeq and is a predicted model, not a curated record. The transcript is spliced from 7 exons. Gene Ontology annotation, biological process: tRNA wobble adenosine to inosine editing. NCBI's taxonomy places the organism in Eukaryota, Metazoa, Tardigrada, Eutardigrada, Parachela, Macrobiotidae. Gene Ontology annotation, molecular function: tRNA-specific adenosine-34 deaminase activity. The coding region runs from base 141 to 1103 and encodes 320 amino acids.
UUCAAAGUGAAUUUCUUUUUUUAUAGUCGUCAUUUCGCUUCCUGGCUUUAUUUCUGAAUACGGAUCGUUGCCUGAUGUUUUAAUUAUUUUUUAAUGAAUCUCUAAACUGUUAAUCAUUGCGUAAAGAGGCUGGAGACACGAUGGCUGCGGAGAAGACGGAGAGCAAUGGAAACGGAGCGCAUGCAGGACGACGCUGGCAGUUCGUGCGCAUCUGGCCGGGCGAGUACCUGUCGCCUGCCGAAGAGGGAUUGGUGUUGGUGGGGACGUUGAAGAAAGCUCAGGAUAUUGGCAAGAGCGUAGCACUGCUCAACCGCGUGCAGCCGCUGCCGGCGCUGCGCCAUCUGAAACGCGUACGACACGUCGGCGAAUCCCUCGGACAAAAGCGCACCGCCGAGAUAAUCGUCAGCCGCGCCGCUGCCGAUCACUCCGUGGACCAGGAAGUUCCCACCCACCUUGUCCUGACCGCCUCCGAGGAAUCCCCCCUGCUGGAGCUCCUCCAGCCCGCCUUGAUCGUCCGCCGCGUGUCCUUAACGCGGCCCCUGACGCAGCAGCACGUAACCGCCUCCCAGCGGCUCUGGCCCACCAUCACCCCCAAUCCGCUGGUCUGCCUGGACACCCACGGUCUGCCCGCCGCGGAGGAGGCCGUCCUCGGUGACUUCCUGGAGCUGUUGACGGAGGAGGACGGGGAGGGAGGGCGGACGUGUGCCGGCAACAGCGUCAUCAUUGCUGACGGACGCUCCGCCCACUGCUCCCUGAUUCGCGGGGCCAAGAGCGUGCCGGCCUCGCCGCUGGACCAUCCCGUGCUGCACGCGCUGGGGAUGAUGGCCGCCAGUCAGCGACAGUCCGUGAAGAAAGAGAAAGCGGCGUUGCCGGCGGAGGAGGGCGACGCCGGAAGCUAUCUCUGCACGGGGCUGACGGCCGUCUUGGCACGGGAGCCUUGUAUCAUGUGUGCGAUGGCGCUGGUGCACGGCCGCAUCGGGCGCAUCGUCUUCCGGCAGGCGGGAGCGGGCGACGGCGGCGUCCUGUCGGUGUACAAGCUGCAGGCCCUCAAGCAGCUCAACCACCGCUUCACCGUCUUCCACGCGCAGCCACGCCCAAGUUAG